GCGUGUUCCGUGCUCUGCUUCGCGGUGCAAGUGCAAGUGUUUUGUUAAUUGUGGUUUAUGUUCAUUCAAAAUCAUUUGCAUAACGUGCAUAGAAACAAUGACUGGUGAACCAUCCACUGUUAAGUUGGGCCUUGAAGAAGGACUACGGAUAAGACGAAUCGCGGGAGGAUGCAUUGUGAAACAUGCUCCGAUUUUUUCCGCCGAUGGAAGAUUGCUGUUUCUAAUCAAUGAAUACAGCGUUCAAGCAUUCAGCACAAUUACGGGAGAGUUGGUACACAACUAUGAGUAUACACAGUCAAACCCUGAGAAAGAAGUGCUGGUUGGCCUGGUGAUAGAUAGUACCAACAGCAAAUAUAUUUAUGCUUGCACAUGCAAUGGAAUCAUAGUGUCGUGGAAAAUAGAUUCCGGAGUACAGUUCGAAAGAUAUGAUGUACUAAAUCAGCAAAUUGCUGUCGAAUCCUUUCAUAUUCUUUAUGAUGAAAAUGAUAUGCCCAGCUUUUUGCUUUUGGGAACAAUGAGCUCCAAAAAAAGAGUUUUUCUGCAGUACUGUCCGCGUGCCAGGACAAAGUUAAAUAAGAUAUAUCCAACUCUGCAUACCGUUUACGGCGAUUUACCUGACAACGAUGAUGUGCGGAAUAUGCGCAUCGUGGCAGCAGCAGGUGGACGUGGCUGGAACUAUUUCGCCUACAUCAUUAAAGGUAGAUGGUACUGGUGUACGCUGAAACCGAGACCGUUUGUUAAUAGUCGCAAACAUGCCGGUGGUAACACACCGCAUGUAAUAGCAUGUCAUCCGGUGGAAGCAGUGGUAGCGGUUGGCGAUAGCUCCGGGCGCGUGGUGCUGUAUCGAAACUUUCUGAAGCAGAACACAAUAAUCCCCGAAACGUAUCACUGGCAUCCACAAACGGUACAAACGAUCGCAUUUGGAAGCUAUGGAACACACUUUUACUCCGGAGGUUUAGAACGUGUGUUGGUGAAAUGGGAGAUGGGAAUGCAGAAAACGGAUGAAGUAUUGGCCCGAAUUUCAGACACCAUCCUGCACGUGGUGGUGGGACCGGAUAAUAAUAAGCUGGCAGUGUGCACCGCUGAUAAUGGUAUUCAAAUACUCAAUGCCCAGCACAAACAGAUAGCGAUCGUGCAAAACUUUUCCGGCAUAUCGACUGUCCCAGCAGACACUCCACUCUUCCCAGCAGGGUUGCGCGUCAAUCCCAGAACGCAAGCAAUUGUCCUGAAUGGACGGGAGGGAUGCAUUCAAUUUUUUUCGACCCACACCAAGAGUUUGCUCUACACGCUGGACAUAACGCAGCGCAAUUACAACACCGUCGAAGCUGAAACCUUCUUACACAACACGGUUGUGACGAAUAUUGCGAUCAACGCGUAUUGGUUGGCUACGGUCGAGAAUUGGUGUGACAAUCAAUACUCGAUGGAAACGCGUCUGAAGUUCUGGCGGUAUGAUGAAUCGCACCAAACGUACGCGCUCUGUGUCAACUUCGAAAACGUCCACAAUGGCGGUGUGAACGAUAUAGCGUUUUCGAGCAGCACCCGCGAACGGGAUUUGCAGUGUGCCACAGCAGGACAGGAUCGUCGCAUUAAGGUGUGGUCGAUAGAAAAUGUGCAAACGACUGAUGGCGGCGAAAAGUUGAUAUGGGUUUGUGUGGGAAGUGUACAGCACCGUAACCUUCCGGUCAAAUCCGUAUCAUUCUCCCAAGAUGCGUCCCUGCUAGCCGGCGGUUUCGGCAAUGUGCUAUGCACGUGGAAUGCUGAAACAUUACAGUUAAAAUGUAACCUUUCCGCCCCGAGCGGACUUGAUGGGUGCGUGAACAGAUCGAUCAUUUUGGUACCGACGACGGAAGGGCAGCCACAAGAGCAAGAAUCGUAUGAGAAUAUUCGCGCAAAGAUCGUACUCGACAUGAUGUUACUGCUGAGCGGGAAAGAAAAGAGUUCUCGUGCUGCAAAAUUAAGCCAUGGUUGCAAGCGAAACGAUCGUAUUAUUCAUGCUAAACCAAUUGGGAAACAUUUGAAAACAAGUAGUAUUUCUAACGAUCUGAAAAGGUUGAUAAUGCAACGGACGGCAGCGAAUGUUCAUCUCAACAUGGCCUAUCGGGCAGAAAUUUAUCACACAUUAGCAAUCAUUUGCCGCGCUACUAAAGAGAGCCGAAAAAUAAUUCUCAAUAAAAUCUUCGGCAUGGGACGACCGCAUCGUAAAAUGGUUCAACAUUUGCAACAGUUAGCCGAAUGCAUCGAUACUCGCACGCUGUUUCGAGAAUAUCGCCGUUUGCAAAACUUCCAGCGUCGUAAGCUAGCUGCCAUAAAGGAUAAAGCUCUGGAUGAAAUAUUUUCACUAGGUAAAAACCCGAACCAUGUAACUUCCAGAACAAAAUUGGAAACUGGCCAAACGGUUAGCAGCAAAGAAGUGCCGAUUAAAGGUUUUGCCCAAAUUCACAAAGUGUUCUUCUGCUAUGGACAAUUUUCCCAUCUGUUGCUUAUCUGUACGGAGAAUCGUUUAAUCGUUUGGAAUUUACUUACGCUAAAGAUGCAAGUAUCGGUGUACCUUACCAUCGAUCAAAUAGCGUUAGAUCCCUUCACGAACCUGAUCGCAGCAUUCACGAAGCAACGCGAAGUGUAUGUAUUUCUGCCCAACAUCCCGAUGCCGCUGUUUCAUCGAAUCCAUUUACCAAAAGUCUUUGGUGCAGCUUGGAUUCCUCGUCGUUAUCCACGUUCCCAGUCGUUUAAUGUGGAUUGGCAGGCUACUUCCCAGCUAUUUUUCCUGAAUGAAAAUCAGGAACUGCUGCAACUGGUUUCCGACAGCGACGAGGAAUCUUUAGGACCGGUGGUAUGCAUGAAUGAGCCUACGAUAGGUUUGAACACACCUUUUGCCGCUAUGCUGCAUAAGCAAGCAGCAAGUGGUAGUAGCAAUGUUCUACCGUAUGCAGGCACAGCUGCAGAAUCUGGAAUGCGCUUGGGAAGCGCAUCGAACGCUGCACUAAAAGACAUCAUUUCAUCAUCUUCCUACACGAUGGCCCCGAUAAGCUUAUUGUGUAAGGACUUUCUUCGUUCGUUGCUCAUUGUGGAAGGGCGUCGUGCAAACCACAAUCAUUCACCAUCGUCGAACCAGCCUCCAAGUACGGCUGCCACUGCUAAUGACAGGAGAAAUUCUGUCCCCGAUGCAGGUACCGUGGCGCAGGAAAGUGAUGACGAAGAAAAUGUGCUCGGUGAAGGUAAGGUUGCAAGGAAGAAGUGGUCCUCUCGCAAUUUAGCCCAGUCGGAGAUGGAUGGUAUGAAAAAAUCCAAAACACACAGAUCGUCUGUCGUAAGUGAAGAAGAGGCCGAUCUUAGGAAAUUGCUCGAUGAACCAAUAGAGAUGGCAUUUUCGUAGCUUAAUUCUACCGUACUAGCAUGGUACUUGUUAGGUGUUUUGUGAUCAGUCUAAUUGCAAAAACUAUACUGUUCAUAAAGUUUCUUAUUGUAUAAGUUGUACAUAAGGGCAAAGAAAUAAAUGAUUGAUUAACGACAAU
Messenger RNA from Anopheles moucheti, 3512 nucleotides. RefSeq lists its product as uncharacterized. Lineage: Eukaryota; Metazoa; Arthropoda; Insecta; Diptera; Culicidae. Gene Ontology annotation, cellular component: nucleolus. The record is from RefSeq and is a predicted model, not a curated record. Gene Ontology annotation, biological process: positive regulation of transcription by RNA polymerase I; positive regulation of rRNA processing. The transcript has 5 exons. The coding region runs from base 98 to 3373 and encodes 1091 amino acids. Gene Ontology annotation, molecular function: protein binding; RNA binding.